ACGAGCUUAUCAUGAUUCAUGAAGUGAGAGAUCAAAGCUCCAAGCUUUGAGGCAAAGACUCGUUCAAAUUGAGCACGAAAUUGCUGCUAAAACAAUGCCAUUGCCUUCCAAAACCGUAGAUGCAUUUCACAAAAUGCCCAAAGAUUCAACCAUUCAUGGUGAUUCAGUUUCGUGUUUUGCUGCUGAAGUAGAUCCACCCUCAUUGAAAUCCCCUGCAAAAAUCCUUAAAUCUCUCCUGUUCUUCCUCCUUUAUUCUUUCCUAUUCUGACACCAUUAAUUCAUCGUAAAAAUUUCACAUCCCCCCUUCACAUCUCUCUCUCUCUCUCUCUCUCUCAAAACUAACAGAUGUCAGAAAGUGAAAUCCCUGAAACCACCGGCAAUGAACCUGAAUCCUCGUCCGGCAGCUCCACUAAUUCAAAAAUCCAAUCAGCGAUUGAAAGCCUCAUUUCCAUCGUUGAUAACAUCCCUCCUUCCCUUUCCUCCUCCGAGAACCCAGCCACUUCCCUUCUUCACGACCCCGACCUCGCACGGAAGAUCUCAUCUCACCUCCGACAGCCCAACUCCGGCGCUGGUGACAACCACCUUUGCCGAUGGCUCUACGACACUUUCCAAUCCUCAGACCCCACCCUCCAACUCGUCGUACUUAGAUUUCUACCCAUCAUCGCCGGAGUUUACCUCUCUAGAGUCGUUCUGCGUGUGCCUCUGGCCGGAUUCGAGGCUGUACUACUAGCCAUAUACGCCCAUGAAACCACGUCUCGAGGUGGCCAAGCGCUAACAGUCAACGUCCCGGAUCUCUCCCACUCAAGUAUCUAUCACGAAACCAAGGUGACCACCAAGAACAAUGCAACUGGGAUAAAUUUAGCCAUUUUCUCUCCAAGUUUGGAACCCCAUGGCACAGUCAGAUCUACCAAGAGAGCUCGAAUUGUUGGAGUGGCCUUGGAGUUGUAUUACAGUAAAAUUUCACACAUGCCCAUUGGCUCAAAGAUGGAUUUCUGUGAGUUCUGUGUGGCUUGGGCUGGUCAGGAUGGAGAUAUGUACAAGGAUGAUCAGAAGGAUCCUUCUGAACAGAGUAAACCACAGAGAAAGCAUGGAGAAGACAAGGGAGGGAGAAGAAUUCCUCUGCCAUGGGAGCUACUGCAACCAGCUCUGAGGGUUUUGGGUCACUGUCUCAUGGGUCCCAAUGAUUCAAAGGAACUGAAGGAAGCUGCAUCUGCUGCCUCUAGGAGUUUGUACGCCAGGGCGUUGCAUGAUGUCAACCCUCAAGCCAUUCUAGCCACUGGAAGUCUUCUUAGACUGGGGAAGCUGGCAAUGGCGGAUUCAACAGACAAAACGGACCCCACCGAAAUCCCAGAUUUAAACAACCCCAUUAUCACCAUCUAAUGAUUCUUCCAGUUUUCUGGUUCAGUGGAUUAUCCUUUCUCAAUAAUUCUAUUGCAGUGUAACUUGAUUUUCAACAAUAUGCAAAAUUCAUGUUAGUUUUUCUUCAUUCUGAAAAAGAUCCAAAAAAAAAAAAAUCAGUUUGCUGUGAAUUUAGGGUUUUUAUCAUAAGAUUCAUGUAAAUGCUUUGGUUAAAAAAUAGGUUUGCCCAAGACAAAACAUUCAACCUGUCAUGGUGGGUCUGAUGUCUUUCAAUAGAUAUGGUUUUCUGCAGAUUAUUUACAUAGACAAAUUUAUGGUAUGUGCUAUUUAUU
This is a messenger RNA of Nelumbo nucifera (sacred lotus), 1691 nucleotides long. RefSeq names its product hyccin. Lineage: Eukaryota; Viridiplantae; Streptophyta; Magnoliopsida; Proteales; Nelumbonaceae. Gene Ontology annotation, cellular component: plasma membrane. Gene Ontology annotation, biological process: phosphatidylinositol phosphate biosynthetic process; protein localization to plasma membrane. The record is from RefSeq and is a predicted model, not a curated record.